Molecule: messenger RNA, 734 nt
Organism: Aspergillus japonicus CBS 114.51
Lineage: Eukaryota; Fungi; Ascomycota; Eurotiomycetes; Eurotiales; Aspergillaceae
Product: elongin C
Exons: 3
Coding region: 177-497 (106 amino acids)
Biological process (GO): ubiquitin-dependent protein catabolic process
Cellular component (GO): elongin complex
Molecular function (GO): protein-macromolecule adaptor activity
Source: RefSeq, a predicted model, not a curated record
CUUUCACCUGCGCUCACACUUGCGAGCCACCCGAACAAAGCCACUUCUACCGCGACGUCUGCAAUGCAACCGAUAUCCACGAGUAUAUAACCCAGCCUCCUCACCUCAGACACCACCACCUCCAAUCCUCAUCCUCAUCCUCACCCCACUUCCAAACAACCACACCCACACCCACAAUGACCACCCCCGACCAACAAACCGAAGACCAAGACUACGUAACCCUCGUCUCCGGCGACGGCUUCGAGUUCGUCCUCGCGCGCUCCACGGCGUGCAUCUCCAAGACGCUGUCCAUGAUGUUCGACCCGCUGAGCAAGUUCUCCGAGGCCCUGACCGGCCGCUGCGUGCUCGAGAACAUCAGCGGCGAGGUGCUCGAGAAGGUCUGCGAGUACCUGUGCUACAAUGAGAAGAAUAAGAACCAGACCAACGUCCCGGACAUGGAGAUCCCGCCCGAGCUGUGUCUGGAGUUGUUGAUGGCGGCGGAUUAUCUGGAUGUUUGAUUCCGAUCCCUUAGGGUGUGAACUGCUGCUGCUGUGGGCUUUUGUGGUGGCGUUGAGAGGGUGGUUUCGAUUUUACAAACUUUUUCUUUUCCCUUCUUUCCGAUUGACGAUUUACGUGAAGACGAUCCAGACUUUUUGAAUCUUGUUUGUACCUAUGUUGGAGUCGGGGUUAUGUUUUUGCUGGGUGGACGGAUACAAUAGAGUGGCGUUUUUGAGGGCAAUAUAGAUAUACCAAGG